Penicillium soppii is the source of this 528-nucleotide messenger RNA. RefSeq lists its product as uncharacterized. The coding region runs from base 1 to 528 and encodes 175 amino acids. The record is from RefSeq and is a predicted model, not a curated record. The transcript is spliced from 4 exons. NCBI's taxonomy places the organism in Eukaryota, Fungi, Ascomycota, Eurotiomycetes, Eurotiales, Aspergillaceae.
AUGAAGAAUUUCUUGGGAAUCUUUAGCAUUCUGGCUAUCGCCAGCCCCUCGUUCUGCCAAAGAGUUUGCACCGCAGACGAUGUCAGGGUCUCACUUCUCACGGUCGAAUAUCUUGCAGGUCAAAUGCAGUCAUUAGUAGAUAUUGAUCACAGUGACAUCGACCCCUCUGGUCGUAUCUAUAGAAACUUCAUGGUCCAAACCAAUCAUUUGAUCCAGGAUUUGCAGUGCAACAUUAUCGCAAGCCCAGAUGAGCAACUCGCCAUUUGCUCCGCUUAUGAAGGCUUCGCUGCCAAAGAGCUAGCUUACCUCCAUGUGUCUGAGGAACCCGAGUUCUAUCAGAGGAACAACAAUGGACCCAAUGGUGUCAAGGUGCACGGGUACAUUUUGCAAGCAGAAACUGCUUUGGAGAACUACACAUCCCAAAUCAGAAAUGCGGUUCCUUCGUGCACUGAUCGCAUCGACGCAGCUUAUCAGCCUCUGGGUGUGCAGCUUGCUCAUCUGCUGCAGUCUUACCCUGGAACAGCUUAG